UCCCUCAGUCAGUCCUGGGAACAUGAAGGACGCUUAGUGGGCAAAACCAUCUACAAGAUAAGAUGAGAUACAGGCAAACAUCCACACUGCUGGUGCGACACCUCCAAAUCAACAUGACACAGAGACAGAGUUCAGUCCAGUUUCCCACACUGAGAAGUUAUUAAAGCUUGGAUGUUAAUCUCUACAUUUAAGAAAUCUUUAUUAGUUUUCAUCUCUAGUAGUUUCUGGUUGAGAACCAACACUCACCAUGAAGUACAGGACGGUGGUGAUGUACAUGGAGAUCGGCUGCUUCGUGACCUGUCUGUGUGGAUGGAUCCUGGUGUGUUCAACUCUUCCAACCGAGUACUGGACUUUCUCUGAGGUUGGCAGCAUCGUGCUGACUACCUCCAACUACUACUCCAACCUGUGGAUGGACUGCAUCUCUGACACCACGGGGGUCUCUGACUGCAAGUAUUACCCCUCCAUGCUGGCCCUGCCUGCGUUCUUACACGUCUGCAGAGCGCUGGCAGUCUGUUCCGUUAUCUUUGGCUUCUUUGGUGGUGUCCUCACACUCAUUGGGAUGAAAUGCACAAAAAUAGGCGGGUCAGAGCUUGCCAAUGCGAGGGUGACCUUUGCAGGCGCUAUGACCUACCUGGUUUCAGGAUUCUGUGGUAUGGUCACCUAUUCAUGGUGGACCCACAGAGUUGUAUCAGAAUUCUUGAAUCCAAAUUUCAGAGCACAGAAAUUUGAAAUUGGAGCUGCUGUUUUUGUUGGCUUCGGAGGCACCAUCCUUAUCCUCUGUGGGGGGGCAGUGCUAAGCUUCUUCUCUGGAAAAGAAGGUCUACCAUCAGGUUCCUCAAACAGGCCUCGGAGGCCACAUACUUACGCCACUGCCCGGACCAGACGGACUUACAUGCUGCCGGCCUCGUCGUCCAGAGUGACUCUGGUGCCACCUCUGUUUUAUGAAGGCAGGAGGAGCCGAGGAGCAACGGCCACGCCAAAAACCGUCCGAACCUUCAACAGGGACAGCUUCGUCUGAGCCAGAGCAGAACUCUGAGCUCAGAAGGUGACUUUAAAGACUUUGAAGGAAUAGUUUGACAUUUUGGGAAAUACUCUCAUUGGCUUUCUUAGUCAGAAUGUGAUGAGACUGACAUCACUCUCAUGUCUUUCAGCUCAGUAAGAAGCCGGACGCUUCAGCCAGCUGGCUUAGCUUAGCAUAAAGUCUAGUAAUGAGGGGAAGCAGCUGGUUUCGCUCUGUCUGAUGGGUUUUGUUACUUUCAGACAGAACCAUGCUAGCUGUUUCCCCCUGCUCCCACUCCUCAUGUUAAGCUAAGCUAAGUAGCUGCUGGCUCUAACUUCAUAUUCAGUGCACAGCCAUGGCAGUGCUAUCAAUCCUCUCAUCUCUAGACAAGAAAGUAAAUAAGUAGAUUUCCCAAAAUAUCAAACUAACCCUUUAAUAAGGCUGGUAAUAUAUUUUAUAACAGCAGUAAAACACAAGCACAAACAUAUGCAAGCUGUGGUCAUAUUGUCAGUGUGCAAAGCAAUAAGUGUUGUUUUUAAAAACAUUUUGUAUUUA
Messenger RNA from Lates calcarifer (barramundi perch), 1555 nucleotides. RefSeq names its product claudin 10d (gene cldn10d). NCBI's taxonomy places the organism in Eukaryota, Metazoa, Chordata, Actinopteri, Centropomidae. Gene Ontology annotation, molecular function: structural molecule activity. Gene Ontology annotation, biological process: bicellular tight junction assembly; cell adhesion. Bases 248 to 1018 code for a protein of 256 amino acids. The transcript has 5 exons. Gene Ontology annotation, cellular component: bicellular tight junction; plasma membrane. The record is from RefSeq and is a predicted model, not a curated record.